Molecule: messenger RNA, 1059 nt
Organism: Euleptes europaea (tarantolino)
Lineage: Eukaryota; Metazoa; Chordata; Lepidosauria; Squamata; Sphaerodactylidae
Gene: SLC25A1
Product: solute carrier family 25 member 1
Exons: 9
Coding region: 1-960 (319 amino acids)
Biological process (GO): mitochondrial citrate transmembrane transport
Source: RefSeq, a predicted model, not a curated record
AUGGCUUCGCCCUCGCCUCCUUCCCUGGACCCUUUCCCCAGACCUCGCUGCUUGGCCGCCGCCGCCGCCCCGGCCGGCAAAGCGAAGCUGACCCAUCCGGGCAAAGCGAUCCUGGCAGGUGGCCUUGCAGGUGGCAUCGAGAUCUGCAUUACAUUCCCCACAGAGUAUGUGAAAACUCAGCUCCAGUUGGAUGAGAAAGCGAAUCCUCCACGCUACAAAGGCAUUGCGGACUGCGUGACGCAGACUGUCAAAGGCCAUGGCAUCAAAGGGCUUUACCGGGGUCUCAGCUCCUUGGUCUAUGGCUCCAUACCAAAGGCCGCCGUGAGGUUUGGCAUGUUUGAAUUCCUCAGCAACCAAAUGAGAGAUGCACAAGGGAAGCUGGAUAGCAAACGCGGCCUCAUUGCUGGCCUGGGGGCUGGCGUGGCGGAAGCCGUGGUGGUGGUAUGCCCCAUGGAAACUGUUAAGGUGAAGUUUAUCCAUGACCAAUGCUCACCAAAGCCAAAGUAUCGAGGUUUCUUCCAUGGAGUGAGAGAGAUCGUUCGGGAACAAGGUUUGAAGGGAACAUACCAAGGCUUAACAGCCACUGUCCUAAAACAGGGAUCAAACCAGGCUAUCCGCUUUUACGUCAUGACGGCACUCCGGAAUUGGUACAAAGGCGAUGAUACCAACAAAGUCUUGAACCCUCUGGUCACUGGGAUAUUUGGGGCUCUUGCUGGAGCUGCCAGUGUGUUUGGCAACACCCCGCUGGAUGUCGUGAAGACCAGGAUGCAGGGUCUUGAAGCACACAAAUACAAGAGCACUUGGGACUGUGCCUACAAGAUCAUGAAGUAUGAAGGACCCUUGGCGUUUUACAAGGGUACCAUCCCCCGUCUGGGCCGGGUCUGCUUAGAUGUGGCCAUCGUCUUCAUCAUCUAUGAUGAAGUGGUCAAGGUACUCAACAAGGUGUGGAAAACUGACUGAAACGGACGUGGUGGGAAGCCAUGGGGCUGUCCCCGCACCUGCCAGGCAACAGCUGGGAGAAAAAAACCGAUGUGACCAACCUCCAAGGGCAUUCUAGGG